AUAUCAUAACCCCAGUUGUUAAAUGUCGAACAAAUUACAUGCUUCGAUGUUCUUCACAUGCCAUAACCUCGGCAUCAACACAAUUACAGGUUGCAGUCUUCAUCUCCACUACCCAUAAACUGAACUCUGAACUGCUUUCUGUCCUCUCAAAAUGGCAGCAACAGACAACGAGCUCGACUAUGAGUUUCCCACAUUCCUCAGAGUCUACAAAAACGGCCAUGUCGAACGACUGAUGGGGACUGAGUCCCUUCCCGCGGGCGUUGAUCCUCAAACUGGCGUCACGUCGAAGGAUGUAAGAGAUAUAGUCCCUGGAACAGAAGUCUAUGUCAGAAUCUAUCUCCCUAAGCUUAGCAACAGCAGCAACACUGAAAAGUUACCACUCCUCAUUUACUUCCAUGGAGGCUACCACAAUUACCUGAAUGCCCUUGUAGCAGAAUCCCAGGUUGUAGCAGUCUCCGUGCACUACAGAAGGGCUCCUGAACACCCUCUUCCUGUUGCGUACGAGGAUUCUUGGGCUGCCGUCCAGUGGGUGGCUUCCCAUCGUAGUGGAGAUGGGCCUGAGGCUUUACUCAACCAGCACGCGGAUUUCAGACGUGUGUUUCUCGCCGGUGAUAGCGCCGGAGCGAACAUAGUCCAUAACUUGGCUAUGCGGGCAGGGAAUGCUGACGCGGGGCUAAACCUGGAAAUUCUUGGAAUUGCAUUGACGGAUCCGUAUUUCUGGGGGUCGGAUCCUGUCGCUUCGGAGUCACUGGACCCGGUUAUGAAGGCAUUUGGUGAGCGGUUGUGGCCGCUGGUGUGCCCGUCGUCCCCGGAUUAUGAUGACCCGAAGAUCAACCCGGUGGCGGAGGGUGGGCCGAGCUUGUCGGGGCUGGGGUGCCGGAGAGUUGUGGUGACUGUGUCUGAGAAGGAUUGUUUGAGGGAUAGAGGGAGGCUUUACUUUGAGGGUUUGAGUGGGAGUGGGUGGGGGGGUAUGAUUGAGAUCCAUGAAACGGAAGGGGAGGGUCAUUGCUUCCAUAUGCAUGACCUGAAUAAUGAGAAGGCAAAGGAGAGGAUGAGAAGAUUGGUUGAUUUCUUCAACAGGGAUAGUAACUGAAUGCUUACAUGAGAUCAUGCUUAAUUACUUCUGUUGAAAUUACAUUUGGUUGCCAAUUAACGUUAAUGUACUUGUAAUAAUUUCAUGUGAAAUGAAUUUCUCUUAUUCCUCAUGA
Molecule: messenger RNA, 1208 nt
Organism: Sesamum indicum (sesame)
Lineage: Eukaryota; Viridiplantae; Streptophyta; Magnoliopsida; Lamiales; Pedaliaceae
Source: RefSeq, a predicted model, not a curated record